This is a messenger RNA of Quercus robur (English oak), 2025 nucleotides long. RefSeq names its product disease resistance protein RPM1-like. The coding region runs from base 1 to 2025 and encodes 674 amino acids. The record is from RefSeq and is a predicted model, not a curated record. Gene Ontology annotation, biological process: defense response to other organism. Gene Ontology annotation, molecular function: ADP binding. Lineage: Eukaryota; Viridiplantae; Streptophyta; Magnoliopsida; Fagales; Fagaceae. The transcript has 2 exons.
AUGAGGGCUAUAGAUGAUGGUAGUGUAAGUUCUACUGGAGUAGGAAAUUUAACUGCUGGUGUGGUGAUAGCAGUUGUAGGUAUCCUUGGAGUGGUGAGGAUAAUAGAGGGAAGAGAAAUAGCAGAAAGUGCAAUCGACCUAGCCAAAGACUAUUUGGUCCCGUUGUUAGUCCGAGAAGCAAGAUUGCUGGUGGGAAUCCACAACAAAGUUGAGAGCAUCCAAAGUGAAUUGGAGUUCAUCCAGUCUUUCCUCAAGGAUGCAGAUUUAAAAGCGGAGAAGGGAGACACUAGCAGUGUUACACAAACAUGGGUCAAAAAUGUAAGGGAAACAGCUUAUCACAUAGAAGAUGUAAUUGAUGAAUACCUACUUCAUUUUGCAAAAUAUCCUCAAACGCGAAGACGAAUUUAUCGUAUACCCUUGAAGAUUUUUCAAUGUGUUGCCAACUUGAAACCAAGACAUGUGAUUACCUCUAAGAUUCAAGAUAUCAAUGACGAGCUCAAGGCACUCCGAGAGAGAGGUGAAAGAUUUGGCUUCAAUAAUUUGGAGCAAGGAGGAUUGAGCAAUGAUGCUAGACAGCCAAGAUGUGAUUUAUGGAAUGACCCUCGAGAGGCAUCCCUUUUCAUUGCUGACGAUGAGCUUGUGGGCAUUGAGGCUCCCAGAGACAAAUUGAUAAAGUUGUUGGUAAACGAACCAUCUAAUCUCAUGGUGAUUUCAGUGGUUGGCAUUGGUGGGCUUAGUAAGACCACUCUUGUCAAGAAAGUGUAUGAAAACGAGCAAGUGACGCUGACCUUUCAUUGUAGUGCUUGGAUCACUAUGUCUCAAUCAUACAAGAUGGAGGAGAUAUUGAGGAAAAUGAUAAAGGAUUUCUACAAGGCAAGGAAGGGGAUUCCCCCUAGGGAGAUUGACACAAUGGAAAGAACAAUGUUAAUUCAAGAAUUGAGGCAAUUUUUACUUGAAUUGAGGUAUGUAGUAGUUUUUGACGAUGUAUGGGAUAUGAGCUUUUGGCGUAUUGUACAACUUGCUUUACCGGAUAAGAACAAAGGCAGUAGAAUAGUAAUAACAACCCGAGAUGAGAGUGUUGUUCCCUCUGACAAACAAUCUCCAUUUUAUCAUGUGUACAACUUGUCACAUCUAUCGUUGGAAAAAGCUCGAGAGCUUUUUUGCAAGAAGGUGUUCCAAUGUGAAGGGGGGAUUUGUCCCCGUGAAUUAAAUGAAACGUCAAAUAGCAUAAUUAAGAGAUACAGUGGGCUGCCACUUGCAAUUGUGACUAUAGGUGGUCUUUUGUCAACAAAACAAAAGGUUGAGUCUAAGUGGAUCAAAUUUCUUGAUAGCCUAACUUCAGAGUUAGAAAGUAAUCCCCAUCUCCAAGAUAUCACCAAAAUCCUAUCUCUUAGUUAUAUUGAUCUACCUUACAACCUCAAAGCUUGUUUCUUAUAUUUUGGCAUGUUUCCAGAGGAUUACUUCAUUAAUAGUGCAAAACUAAUUCGACUUUGGAUAGCUGAGGGAUUUGUAAAAGAAAUUUCAGGGAAAACAUUGGAAGACACUGCACAAGACUACUUGAACCAGCUUAUUCAUAGAAGCUUGGUUCAAGUGGAAUGGAAUGAUUUUAUUGGCAAAACUAGAAGUUAUCGAGUCCAUGAUAUGUUGCAUGGGUUCAUUCUUACUAAGUCAAAGGAGUUGAGUUUUCAUUGGAUCUCAACACAGAACAGCUUAAGGGUAGAGAGAAUUGCUCGACGCCUCUCAAAUCAAACCAAUGUAAAUACCCCUUUGCAAAGUAUUACUAGUUCCCAAACUCGUUCUAUUCUCAUUUUGGGGUUAGAUGAAGUACCCAAUUCUUUUCUAAUGACUUGUUUUGCAAAUUUCAAGCUAAUGAAAGUAAUGGAUUGUAUUCCUAAAGAAGUUGGAAGCCUAUUCCAUCUAAGAUAUUUAAGCCCAAGAGAUAAAAAAAGUGCAAAUGCUUCCAAAAUCCAUAGGAAAAUUGCUCAACCUAGAAACGUUGGAUUUGAAACAUUCCCUUGUGUCUGA